Molecule: messenger RNA, 3431 nt
Organism: Globicephala melas (long-finned pilot whale)
Lineage: Eukaryota; Metazoa; Chordata; Mammalia; Artiodactyla; Delphinidae
Source: RefSeq, a predicted model, not a curated record
GUCAGAAAGACAAUGGAAAUGGCUCUGAGGACCUUCAAAGUCUUCCCAAGUUCAAAACGCUUUUCGUAAAAUAACUUCCUUUUCAAAAAGUGUUUGGUUGUUCUAAGAUCUUUGAAGACCCAGGAAAAAGCCGUGUUGACCAAAAGGAAGACAAAUGACUCACAGAGAGAAAAGAUGGGGGAGCCAAGGGCAAUUAAAGCUGCCUCAGGUUCUGAACAGAUGGUAACCGUGCUGGCCUCCUGAAGGACAUGAUUCAGACUGUCCCAGACCCGGCAGCUCAUAUCAAGGAAGCGUUAUCUGUCGUGAGCGAGGACCAGUCAUUGUUUGAGUGCGCAUACGGCACGCCACACCUGGCCAAGACGGACAUGACCGCGUCCUCCUCCAGCGACUAUGGACAGACAUCCAAGAUGAGCCCGCGUGUCCCUCAGCAGGACUGGCUGUCUCAACCCCCAGCCAGGGUCACCAUCAAGAUGGAAUGUAACCCUAACCAGGUGAAUGGCUCAAGGAACUCCCCCGAUGAAUGCAGCAUGGCCAAAGGAGGGAAGAUGGUGGGUAGCACGGACACUGUCGGGAUGAAUUACAGCGGCUACAUGGAGGAGAAGCAUAUGCCGCCCCCAAACAUGACCACGAACGAGCGCCGAGUUAUCGUCCCAGCAGAUCCUAUGCUAUGGAGUACAGACCAUGUCCGGCAGUGGCUGGAGUGGGCAGUGAAAGAAUAUGGCCUUCCGGACGUCGACAUCCUAUUGUUCCAGAAUAUUGACGGGAAGGAGCUGUGCAAGAUGACCAAAGACGACUUUCAGAGGCUCACCCCGAGCUACAACGCUGACAUCCUUCUGUCGCAUCUCCACUACCUCAGAGAGACACCUCUUCCACAUUUGACUUCAGAUGAUGUUGAUAAAGCCUUACAAAACUCUCCACGGUUAAUGCAUGCUAGAAACACAGGGGGUGCAGCUUUUAUUUUCCCAAAUACUUCAGUAUAUCCUGAAGCUACGCAAAGAAUUACAACUAGGCCAGAUUUACCUUACGAACCACCCAGGAGAUCAGCCUGGACCAGUCACGGCCACCCCACCCCCCAGUCGAAAGCUGCUCAGCCAUCUCCUUCCACAGUGCCCAAAACUGAAGACCAGCGUCCUCAGCUAGAUCCUUAUCAGAUUCUUGGACCCACGAGUAGCCGCCUUGCAAAUCCAGGGAGCGGGCAGAUCCAGCUGUGGCAGUUUCUCCUGGAGCUCCUGUCAGACAGCUCGAACUCCAACUGCAUCACCUGGGAAGGCACCAACGGGGAGUUCAAGAUGACAGAUCCAGAUGAGGUGGCCCGGCGCUGGGGAGAACGGAAAAGCAAACCCAACAUGAACUAUGAUAAACUCAGCCGGGCCCUCCGUUACUACUAUGAUAAAAACAUCAUGACCAAAGUCCACGGGAAGCGCUAUGCCUACAAGUUUGACUUCCACGGGAUCGCCCAGGCCCUGCAGCCCCACCCUCCAGAGUCCUCCCUGUACAAGUACCCCUCGGACCUCCCUUACAUGGGCUCCUAUCACACCCACCCACAGAAGAUGAACUUUGUGGCCCCCCACCCUCCAGCCCUCCCCGUGACAUCGUCCAGUUUUUUUGCUGCCCCAAACCCAUACUGGAAUUCACCAACAGGAGGGAUCUACCCUAACACUAGGCUCCCAGCCAGCCAUAUGCCUUCGCAUCUGGGCACUUACUACUAAAGACCCGAGAGAGGCCUUUCCCAGCAACAUGCAACCGCCAACCAAUUGCCACAAGCUCUAUCGGAGACCAUGAAUCAGAAGUGCCUCAAGAGGAAUGAAAAAGCUUGACUGGGGCUGAGGGGGAGGAAGCCGGGGAAGAGAUCCAGAGACUCUCAGUGGGAGGGAAUUACUAAAAUAUUACUACAGAGAUAAAGAGGAUGCUACAAGUGUAAUGUACGUGGACAGAUCAUCUGUGGACCAACCUUGUGAAAGGCAUUGUAAGUAGAAGCAUGAAGUCAUGAGGACAAAGUGCCAAAGAAAAUGUUCUGAAGAAGUAUGUAAACCUUAGAGGAGCCUUUGGGAUCCUGUUCAUGCAUUAAACUGGGAUUAAACUCAAGCAAUAGAGAUAACACAGUCUGGACCUAACAUGCCAUUUCUAAUGUCAUUUGAAGGAAAAAAAAAAAACUACCUGUAUUUAAAAAGAGAAACAUAUCAACACAGAAAAAAAAGAAAACAGACUGUGGCCCAUCGAUAGACAUUGAUAGGGAACUCAUCAGCACUUGCAGUUUUGGGCGAAAUCAGAUUCAUUCCAUUUGAUGGAGAGCGGUCAGCUCUCUCCAACUGUGAAGACAACCCAAAGCUUCCAACUCCUUUAUGAUAGGACAGGAGCUCUGAGCCGAAGGGAGGGACUGAGAAUGUGUCUGGAGGGUAAGCGUGUGGGUGUAGACAGAUGAGGCGGGAGAGGAAGAAGCAGACGAGGAGGCAAGGACUGGGAAAGAAACUUCUCGAGCAGUAAAGACUGGACUUAGGACGGUGUCGGUCCUGCAGAGAAUUGAGUCAUGGAGACUUGCGGUUCCAUACGGUCAGUGUUGUACCAAAUCCAGUGUUACGAGGAAGGACACAGCGUCACGGAGGCAGGGCAAGUAGUAGAAUUCAGAAACAAAGUCGUGCAUCUCUCUUUUUGUUUGUUUAUCAAAAGAAAAAUUGUAACUGGAAUUGUCUGAUAUUUAAAAGAAACAUUCAGGACCUCAUCCUUAGGUGAGGGCCCUGCUCUCCACAGGGUCAGGUAAGAGCUAGCCUUCUGGGCUACUGCGAUCCGAAAUCACCUAGGCAUCGGGGCGAGGCGGGCUCCAGGUUUCCUUUUGAGUCGCGAACGCUGUGCGUUUGUCAGAAUGAAGUAUACAAGUCAAUGGUUUUUUUUUUUUUUCCUUUUUAUAUAAUAAUUAUAUAACUUAUGCAUUUAUACACUACGAGUUGAUCUCGGCCAGCCAAAGAUACACGACAAAAGGGACAAUCAAUGAUCUAAUGUGGCCUUGAACUUUAACUCUGUAUGCUUAAUGUUUACAAUAUGAAGUUAUUAGUUCUUAGAAUGCAGAAUGUAUGUAAUAAAAUAAGCUUGGCCUAGCAUGGCAAAUCAGAUUUACACAGGAGUCUGCAAUUGCACUUUUUUAGUGACUAAAGUUGCCUUUUAGAAACUUGUGCUGCAAGGGGUGGGUUUUGUGUUAGAAUUCUCCUUUGUCCAGGAACUCGUGCAAGGGAGAGCCAAGCAAAUGCCAUGCUUGGCACGCAAACAGUGAUGACCUCUCCGGGGCCUUGUUGCCAGCUGGACCCGUCCGGAGCAGAAGGACUGAAGGUUUUCACCUGGGAGCCUCCAGAGUUAGACCCAGAGUGGAGAGAGGCCUCUAAGCUGGGGUUGUAAUUGAGAAAUUCCAGAUCCUCACCUAGUCACGAAUCACCCUUAAU